UAAUAAAACUGAUUUCAGGAUUGAUCAGAUCAAUGGCAGAUGACGAAUUGGAAACUUACAAAUUAUGGCGAGUUCGAAAAACGAUUAUGCAGAUGUGCCAUGAUCGUGGAUAUUUGGUAACACAGGAGGAAUUAGAUCAAACGUUGGAAAAUUUCAAGGAAACUUUUGGUGAUAAGCCAAGUGAACGACAUCCAUCUCGUAAUGAAUUAACUGUUUUGGUAGCACAUAACGAUGAUCCAACGGAUCAGAUGUUCGUGUUUUUCCCGGAAGAUUCAAAAAUUGGGAUCAAAACAAUUAAGGCAAUUUGUCAACAAAUGCAAGAGCAGGCGAUAACACGAGCAAUUAUUGUCGUGCAAACUGGUAUGACUCCUUCUGCCAAACAGGCAAUAGCUGAUAUGGCACCGAAAUAUACUUUGGAACAGUUCCUGGAAGCUGAACUUAUGGUCAAUAUAACGGAACACGAGUUGGUACCGGAACAUGUUGUAAUGACAAAUGAAGAAAAGAACGAGUUACUGGGUCGAUAUAAGCUUAAAGAUACGCAAUUACCCCGAAUUCAGCAGAGUGAUCCGGUAGCUAGAUAUUUCGGUUUACGACGCGGACAAGUAGUCAAAAUUAUUCGACCAUCCGAAACUGCUGGAAGAUACAUUACUUAUCGACUUGUUGUAUAG
Molecule: messenger RNA, 668 nt
Organism: Loa loa (African eye worm)
Lineage: Eukaryota; Metazoa; Nematoda; Chromadorea; Rhabditida; Onchocercidae
Product: DNA-directed RNA polymerase I
Exons: 5
Coding region: 33-668 (211 amino acids)
Biological process (GO): DNA-templated transcription
Cellular component (GO): RNA polymerase III complex; RNA polymerase I complex; RNA polymerase II, core complex
Molecular function (GO): DNA-directed RNA polymerase activity; DNA binding
Source: RefSeq, a predicted model, not a curated record